AUGCAAGACUCGCGACAUAUCGACCUACUGCCGUGUUGGCACGUCUCUAAAAUCUAUGAUACAAAGGACCGGCCUUCAACUCGCUACAUAUUCAACAAGUUUCAAAAAUACAAACACUCCAAGGCCAUCAGCACCAGAACACCACCAACACUUCUCGUCUUCAUCCUCCCAAGUACCACAGACCCCGCCGCUCCCGACGUCGCGCCGAAAGCAGUAACAUGCCCGGCACCACCCUGGUCUACCGCCAAACCCCCUGUUGUGGCCGUAGACACGACGGAAAUUAUCGUCGUCAUGAGCGGACCUCCUACCUGUGUCUGCUCCGCUGUGCCUGAAACAGAGGCUCUGGAGGACGUCUCUGUCGCUGUGACGCUAGCAGAUGAGCUCCUGGACGUGGUUAGCGAAGGGAACGUCAGGAUGCUUUCAGAUGAUGACGACGACGACACUGGUGGCGGGGCGAGUGUGGUAGAGCUGCACGCAGGCAAACCCGGGACAGUAACCGUGGCGAUCUGGGUGAAUGAACACUGGGAGUUGUACCCUGGAUGGCGGCGUCACGAAGAGAGCUCAGGUCGGUCAUUCGAACUCGACUUAGGAUGGAGGGUGCGGUACUCGCCUUCAGCGACCUUCGCAAGGUCCAACGCUGCCCCCGGCGACGCAGCCACCAAACAAUUGACGCAGGCUUGCAGCGGGUCCUCUAUUUUCUUCGUGCAUAGACAAGCCAGGGUCUCACACAUCUUCAAGUUGAUGGGGUUCAGCAGACCGGUCCGAAGCGGAUUCAUGAAGGUCGGCGUACCUGGGCUCCUUGCAAGAACGUCUGGCAGAUGUUCACGCACUACAGCACGUCAUCUUGAAGUCAGAACUCGACAAGACUGCAGGCGUGGAGCCUCACUGUGUCGCCCGAGCCGCCUUCAGCCAAGAACGGCGAGAUUAAUUCGCUGA
Molecule: messenger RNA, 936 nt
Organism: Cyclocybe aegerita
Lineage: Eukaryota; Fungi; Basidiomycota; Agaricomycetes; Agaricales; Hemipholiotaceae
Source: the annotation of a GenBank genome assembly